This is a messenger RNA of Condylostylus longicornis, 6005 nucleotides long. RefSeq lists its product as uncharacterized. The transcript is spliced from 14 exons. Gene Ontology annotation, biological process: gamma-aminobutyric acid signaling pathway; G protein-coupled receptor signaling pathway. The coding region runs from base 1026 to 5636 and encodes 1536 amino acids. The record is from RefSeq and is a predicted model, not a curated record. NCBI's taxonomy places the organism in Eukaryota, Metazoa, Arthropoda, Insecta, Diptera, Dolichopodidae. Gene Ontology annotation, cellular component: G protein-coupled receptor heterodimeric complex; membrane. Gene Ontology annotation, molecular function: G protein-coupled GABA receptor activity.
AUAUAUAUAUAUAUAUGAAAAUAGCAUCUAAAUAAAUUGAAAUUAUAAAUUUAACAAAGAAGAAGAAAAAAGCAAAUUCUUGUACAUACAAAAAAAAAAAUUGUGAUUUUCUGGUAAAUUAAAAUUCCAAUAAAGAGGAUAAAGAGAUAAAAGAUUAAAUAAUGAAUAAUAUGCUUAAUAUAAUAUAGAAAAGCAAUUGUUAAACAUAAAAAAAUAAAUGCAAAAAAGCGAAGAAAAAAUAUAAAAAUGAAAAUGAAGUAAUUUGAAAAAUUAAGCUGUUAAAAAAUAAGGAUAUUGUCUUAUGUACUCUCUCCGGUCCUGUGAAUUUUUAAGUGAUUUCAUUUGCUUUAAUAACCAAAUUUUAAUUUAAUCUUUUACAUUAUUAAAUGCAAAAUGAAUAAAAGUGCACUGUGAAUUUUAAUAAGUAAAACAAAAUUAUUUUAUUUCGACGGAAAAAAAAAAUCAGUAGAAAAAGUAGAAAAUUAAAAUUGAAAAAAAAAAAUUAUUUUUAUUUUACUGCAUUAAUUUUAAAAGAAAAGUUAUAAAAUAUAAAAAUUUUAAUUAAAUUAAUUUUUUAAUAUUAAAAAUUUCUAUUUGAAAUUGCAAUUUUAAAAUGAAUUUUAAAUAUGAGGAAAAAAACAAGAAUUUCAACAAUGUGUAAAGGCUAGAACGAACAGAAAUGAAAUAUAUGUAUAUAUAAAAAUGAAAUUCAUAUAAAUUUUAGAGAAAUUAAAAAAAAAAGAAAUUCAACACAAUAUGGAAACACGAAAUGGCAUCAAAACAAGACAAUCAAAUUUAGAUUUUUCCCACCAACACCAUAAAAAGGUCAACUCUGUUAAAAUAUACCAUCAACCAGAAAAUGUAAUCGAAACAAAAAUAACUAUUCUAUUAUACUAACAUAAAAAUGGCCAAUUAAAGGAUAUAUAGAAAUAGCAAUAAUAGCAACAACAACAGUAAUACGAAAUUAUAUAAUAAAUUUUUUAUUAUUAACAUCAACAAAUAAUAUAAAAUAUCGAUUUGGACGAAUGUCAUCAUCAUCAUCUGGGAAUUUUUCAAUAUUUUCAAUAUCAUUGAUUAAAUUAUUUUUAAUUAAAUUAAUCAUGACUAUUGCCACUGGAUCGUGUUCAUCAAUAUUAGAAAGCUCUAUUUUAAAUAAUAAUAAUACAAUUAUUGAAACAAAUAAGACUUUAAUAUCAUCACAAAAAGCAAUAUACAAUAAUAAUGGUAAUAAUAAUAAGAGACCUGAUAACAACAGUAACAGUAAUAAUAUAUUAUUUUUAACUGUAACAUCUACAAUAUCAACAAGAAUAGUAGCAGUAACAGCAACAACAACAACAACAACAACACCAUCUUCAAUAAUACCAAAUUUAAAUAAUGAAAAUAAUUAUUAUAAUAAAAAUUUUACAAUAGUUAAUGAUAAAAUUAUUAAUAAAAAUAAUACAAUUAUUAAAAAACCAAUUGAUAUAUUAAAAUAUAAUAUUAGUAUUUAUGAUGAUGAUAAUGAUAAUGAUGAUGAAAAUGAUGAAAUUUUAAAUGAAUUACAAUCAAAUUAUAGUGUUAAUGAAAUUUUCCGUCCUCUACUAAAUAUUAAUGAUAUGAUCAAUUUUCGAUACUCUUCAGAAAAUUACAGUGAAUAUUUUUAUGAAACAUCCAAAGAAAUAAUAAGCUCCUCUUCUAAUUAUAAUUUAAAUUUUAAUAGUAAUAAUAUUAAUAACGAUAAUAGAGCUGAUGAAAAUUCUCUAAAUAACAAAUCAAUUAGUGAAAAUCAAAUUAAUAAUGAAAAUUCUAUUAAAUCAAUAAUUAGUGAUCAUUAUAAAGUGAAUGAAGUUUUUGAAAAUGAAAAAAAAUUAAAUUUUAAAUCAAAAAAUAAUUUUAAUGAUAAUAAUAGUAAUAAUAAAAGAAGAAAUGGUAAAAUAGUGAUUUUAGGACUUUUUGAAUUAAGUACAAAAUAUGGUAAAAGACCAGAAGGUUUAAGUGAAUUGGGUGCUGCAAAAAUGGCUGUUGAACAUAUUAAUAAAAAAAAUUUAUUACCAGGUUAUACAAUAGAAUUAUUAACAAAUGAUACACAGUGUGAUCCAGGUGUUGGAGUCGAUCGAUUCUUUCAUGCUUUAUACACUCAACAUUCGACAAGGAUGGUUAUGCUAUUGGGAUCUGCGUGUUCUGAGGUAACAGAAAGUUUAGCUAAAGUUGUACCAUAUUGGAAUAUUGUACAGGUAUCAUUUGGAUCAACAUCACCAGCAUUAAGUGAUCGUCAUGAAUUUCCAUUUUUCUAUAGAACUGUAGCACCAGAUUCAUCACAUAAUCCUGCUCGUAUUGCUUUUAUACGAAAAUUUGGUUGGGAUACAGUUACGACAUUUUCACAAAAUGAAGAAGUACAUUCAUUGGCAGUAAAUGAUUUGGUCACCGAACUGGAAUCAUCGAAUAUAUCAUGUGCUGCAACAAUAACAUUUGCUGAAACAGAUUUUAAAGAACAACUUUUAUUACUAAGGGAUCUUGAUACACGUAUUAUUAUUGGAAGUUUCUCAAAGGAACUUGCACCAAAAAUAUUCUGUGAAGCCUAUAAACUUGGUAUGUUUGGUGCUGAUUAUGCAUGGAUAUUACAUGAAAGUAUGAGUCCACCAUGGUUAGAUAAAAAAUCAAUAUUAUCAUCAUUAACAUCAUUUAUUGAAUCAUCAUCAUCAUCAUCAACUUCUUCUGGGUCAAAUGAAAAAUUUCCGGUAAAAACUAGUUCAUCUACAAUAAUAAAAACAGGAACAGCAACUACAGCUACAAUAAGAACUGCUACAGCAACAACAACACCGACUGCAACGGCAACAACUACAACAACAAAAACAUCAUCAUCAUCAUCAUCAACCUCAUCAUCGACCGGAUAUAUUUCAUCUGGAUUGCCUUAUAAUGCAGAUUGUUUUCAUAAUCAAUUGAUGGAAGCUGUUGAAAAUCUUAUUAUUGUUUCCAGUCAUAAUAGUAUUGUUGGCAAUCAGAUUGGUCUCAGCGGAUUGAACAAUGAAAUGUUUUUGAAUGAAUUAAAUUUAAUGAAAGUACCAAAACCAAUGUCAAAAUAUGCACCGCAAACUUAUGAUGCUGUAUGGGCAAUAGCACUUGCAUUACGUGGAGCUGAAGAUCAUUGGAAAAGUCAAACAAAAAAUCAAUCAAAAUUAGAUAAUUUUGAUUAUACUAGAUAUGAUAUGGCAUUAGAAUUUUUACAACAAAUAGGAAAACUUAAUUUUCUUGGUGUUUCCGGACCAGUAUCAUUUAGUGGACCUGAUCGAAUUGGUACAACAGCAUUUUAUCAAAUACAAAAAGGUACUUUAGAACCUGUUGCAUUAUAUUAUCCAGCUGAAAGAAAUUUAGAUUUUCACUGUCCAAAUUGUAAAACAAUAAAAUGGCAUAGUGGUCAAAUACCGAUAGCAAAAAGAAUUUUCAAAUUGAGAGUAGUAACAAUUGCACCAUUAGCAUUUUAUACAAUUGCAACGAUUUCAUCAUUUGGAAUAGCAUUGUCUAUAGCUUUUUUAGCAUUUAAUUUACAUUUCCGAAAACUUAAAGCUAUUAAACUUUCAAGCCCCAAAUUAAGUAAUAUCACAGCAUUUGGAUGUAUUUUAGUCUAUAUGGCAGUUAUACUUUUAGGAUUAGAUUUUGCAACACUUCCACAUUCUGAAAAUGCUUUUGCAACAGUGUGCACGGCACGAGUAUAUCUGCUAUCGGCAGGAUUUUCUUUAGCAUUCGGUUCAAUGUUUGCUAAAACAUAUCGUGUACAUCGUAUAUUUACACGUUCAGGAAGUGGUGUUUGUAAGGAUAAAAUGUUACAGGAUACACAAUUGAUAUCACUUGUAUGUGCUCUACUGAUUUUAGAUGGUCUUGUUGUAACAUUAUGGAUUGUUAUGGAUCCAAUUGAACGACAUUUGAAUAAUUUAACAUUAGAAAUCAGUUCAACUGACAGAAGUGUUGUUUAUCAGCCACAGGUUGAAGUUUGUCGUUCACAGCAUACACAAGGUUGGUUAGGAUUCUUAUAUGCUUAUAAAGGACUUUUAUUAAUUGUUGGCGUUUAUAUGGCAUGGGAAACAAGACAUGUUAAAAUUCCAGCAUUAAAUGAUUCACAAUAUAUUGGUGUUUCAGUUUAUAGUGUUGUAAUAACAAGUGCUAUUGUUGUUGUAUUAGCAAAUUUAAUAUCAGGACGUGUAACAUUAGCAUUUAUAACAAUAACAACAUUAAUAUUAACAUCAACAACAGCAACAUUAUGUUUAUUAUUUAUACCAAAAUUACAUGAUAUACUUGCAAGAAAUGAUGUUGUUGAUCCUGUUAUUCAUAGUAUGGGCUUAAAAAUGGAAUGUAAUACAAGACGUUUUGUAAUCGAUGAUAAACGUGAACUUCAAUAUAGAGUAGAAGUACAAAAUCGUGUUUAUAAAAGAGAAAUUUUAGCAUUGGAUGCUGAAAUCCAUAGAUUAGAAAAACUUUUAGAUACAAAUUCAUCAGCAAGUACAUCUUCGAAUGCAUCAUUAUUUCCACAAAAUAAGCCUGAAAUUAAUAUAACUGCUGAAACAGCUGGUUCAAUAUGUUUUGGUGCACCAACAACAGCACCAAAAUCAAGAACACCAAGUAUAACUGGUGGUUUACCAUAUCUUUUAUUAUCAGUUUUACCACCAGUUAUACCAAGAGCAAGUUGGCCAUCAGCUGAAUAUAUGCAAGUUCCAAUGCGUAGAUCAGUAACAUUUUCAUCACAUCCACAUUUAGAAGAUAAAAGAUCUGUAGCAGAAGUAUGUUUACCAGCUGCUGAUUUACUCAAUCUUCGUUUAGCACAUCAACAGGCAACAUCCGAAAAUAAAGGUGGUAUUAUUAAUCGUAUACGUGGAAUUUUUUCACGUCAUUCAUCAAGUAAUCGUGGUUCAUCAAUUAGUUUAUCAAAUAAUCAAAUUGGUUUAAAAGCUGCAUUUAAAAGUCAUAUGGGUAUGUUUAGUCGUUUAAUACCAGGAUCUGAAACAACAGCCUCUUGUAAUGCACUCUAUAACACAAAUAAAAAUUUAAAUGAACCAAAUGUUAGUAGUUUAGUUAAAAGUAGUACUGAUAUUGAUCGUACAACAAUUGAUCCCACAUUUUUAUGUGAUAAUCAAAAUACAUCAUCAAAAGAAAAUUUUAAAACAACUCACUUAUAUAUUAAACCACAUGAAACAAAAGUUAAUUUUCAAUUACCAGCUGGCAGAAGAUCAUCAAUAGCAAUGCAAAAUAGCAAUCAAAUAACACUACGUGAACGUAUCAAAGGUUCACCGCGUUUUCCACAUCGAAUAUUACCAACAUGUAGUUUAAGUGCACUAGAAGAACAAGAUACACCAAAAGUCAAAACGAAAUUAAAUGCAACUUCUGGUAAUUGGAAAUCAAUGGAUGUACCAAGUGUAUCAUCAAUAAUAUCAAGUGAAAAGAAGAUAUUAAAUCAAACUAUAAAAACAACUAAAAUCGAAAGUGAUAUUAAAACUAUAGCAACUAUAGAAAAUAUUUCAACAACACCAUCAAAAAUUUCAACAACAACUACAAAAUCAAUACCAAAAGUUGUUAUUACACCACAAACUAGUAUUGAAAAACAAAAAUUAGAAAAUGAAUCCAUUGGAUUAGAUCAUAUAAUUGUAAUAACAGAAAGUGAAACAUAACGUAACAUUAAUGUAACAUUACAUAACAAGAAUCAAAUAUAAUUUAACAUUGUAGAAAAAGAAAAUUUGUAAUAUUAGUGGGACACAAUUAUUUUUAAUGAAACAAAAAGAGCAAAGAUUUAUAAAAAUAAGUACAUAAAAUGUAAUUAGAAAAAAAUAUCAAUUAGAAGCAAUCGAAUUAUCAAUCAAUUUAUUAUUAUAUAUAUAUAUGUAUAUAUAUUGUACAUUUAUAAAUAUAGACACAAACUAUGUAUGUACAUACAUAGCAUACUCGUAUAUAAUAAAAAAUGCAAACUAAAUCUACUUGUUCUCAUAUCUAAAUUUAAAUAUUUAUUUAUAUAUUCAUAAUAUUUAUAUAUACAUAUAUUU